AUGGCAGGAUACAAUGCGACCAUCUUCGCGUACGGUCAGACAUCGUCGGGUAAGACAUACACAAUGGAAGGAGCCAAUAUCGACCAUCCUGAGCUGCAGGGAAUCAUCCCACGCACAGCCACCGAGAUCUUUAACAACGUCAUGAACGCCGAUGAGAACAUGGAGUUCAUCGUCAAAGUGAGUUACAUCGAGAUCUACAUGGAGCGCAUCCGCGAUCUGCUGGAUCCGUACAAAUCAAAGGUGAAUCUGCAGGUUCGAGAGGACGCACAGCGCGGCAUCUUCGUCGAGGGAAUGACGGAGGUGUGUGUGACCAGUGACGAGGAGCUGCUGGCAGCAAUGCGAGCAGGUGCAGCUAAUCGCGCUGUGGCUGCGACGGGGAUGAACGAAGGAAGCUCCCGUAGUCACAGUGUCUUUAUGGUUACACUCUUCCAGCGUAACCUUGAGAAUCAGGCCACAAAGGCUGGCAAGUUGUAUCUGGUGGAUCUUGCUGGUUCGGAGAUGGUGCGAAAGACUGGCGCAACGGGGCGACAACUGGAAGAGGCCAAGACGAUCAACAAGUCGCUGUCUGCUUUGGGAAUGGUCAUCAACGCGCUCACAGACUCGCACAUCACUCACGUGCCAUAUCGAGACAGUAAACUGACCCGAGUGUUGCAAGAAUCACUAGGUGGCAACUCGCGCACGAACCUCAUUAUCAAUGUCUCGCCUAGUAGUUUUAACGCAUCGGAGACAAUCUCUACUCUGCGAUUCGGUAUGCGUGCCAAGUCCAUCAAGAACAAGGCAGUGGUGAAUGAACAGCGCAGUGUCGCCGAGUACGAAGCACUGCUCGCUGCUGCUGAGAAGAAAAUCGCCAAACAGCAGACGUACAUUAUCGCCCUUGAAGCUCGACUGGCAGGGAAGGAGGUACCUGACGGAGCAGUGGAUGUAGCUAAUGUUGCGAAGGUUACAGUCUCAGAUGAUACAUCGGAAACUGGGAAAGCAGAAGGCGUGGACAGCACUGUGGACGCGGUCGAUAUUGAUCUGGAUCUGUCGGAUACUGCUACUUCACAGUCUCCACCGUCCCCGUCGGCCCGUGCAGGUCGCGCUCUGGCAGAGUUACAAGAGAAGGUGACGCAGCUCGAAGAAGAACUGGCUGAGGAGAAACAGGAGUCAAUGCGACGUGGUGAGGAGAUCUGCUUGCUCACAGCUAAGCUGGAAGAACACGUUCAAGCACUUGACACGCAGCGUGUGUUGUCUGAAGAACUACAGCGAGUCAAGGACCUACAGGAGAAGACUUUAGAGGAGAAGAUCCGUCAGCGCGAGACGUUGUAUGCUGAACUGCGCACCGACUUCGACAGACUCAACUUUGAGCACAAGGAGCUGAUGAUUCACGCGGAGACGAUACAAAGUGAGUACGAUGCGCUACUGCAAGACAUGCCUGCACAAACGACACCUGGUGGCGGCAAACUCGCAGCAGCAGCAGAAAAGAUCGCCCAGGCAGAGCAGUCUACAGACAACGAGUCUCAAGAGAGUGCAGAUGAAGGUGCCACUGAGAAACAGGAGCAAAAAUCGGGAGACGAAGCCUCGAAAGAGGGUACAGAGGCCCAGCAAUAUGCCGAUCUGAAGGCCAAGUACACGGCGCUGGAAGCCGAACUUAGAGAGUACGAGAAGGAGUAUCUGGCGCUUAAGCAUGCGACUGACCACGAGAAGACCCGCUUGCAAGAGGAAAUCGACCGAAAAACAGCGCAAAUUCGCGACCUCGAAGCACAGGCGGAUCGUGCUGGUGCUUCUACCGGUGAAGGAGGCUCGACUCCUUCUUCUCCCACCAGCGCUGCCAGUUCGAGUGGGAUGUCUGCACGUGAGCGUCAGCACAUGCGAUCUAUUCAGCAGAAACUGGAGCAGCUGGUUGCAGUUCACCGGCAAUUGCUGCGUAAGUACGCGUCGCUGGAGCUUGAGUUGUCGGAGGCCAAGAAGAAAUUGGCAUUGCGUGAUGAACGCAUCAAGCAGGUCGAGGCGAACAACCGCAUCAUGGCUGGCAACAUGCGGGCGCAGGCUGAGAAGCACGUGGAGGAGCUCACACAUCUCCGGGACCAGAUCGCGGACUUCCGUGGCGCUCAGCGAUCGCACUUUGAGGCGCAACUUAACCACACGAACGCUGCGCUUGUUGCCGCGAUGGGAAGUGCCGACACUGGCGUGAUCAAGACACUUCGUGGCGGCUCCAUCUACGGCGGAGACGGCGUUAUUCGUCCAAUUCGUGGCGGUGGACGACGUAAGACACAACUUGGCGAAGCAGCAAUGGGCACAGCUGGCGUCUCGGGACUAACUGCGGGCUCUGCUGACACUGGAGUGCCGUCCUCGGGCUUCUUGACCCGCUUGUUCGGCAAGACAAACUAA
Messenger RNA from Phytophthora nicotianae INRA-310, 2370 nucleotides. RefSeq lists its product as hypothetical. Gene Ontology annotation, molecular function: microtubule binding; ATP binding; microtubule motor activity. The record is from RefSeq and is a predicted model, not a curated record. The transcript has a single exon. NCBI's taxonomy places the organism in Eukaryota, Oomycota, Peronosporomycetes, Peronosporales, Peronosporaceae. The coding region runs from base 1 to 2370 and encodes 789 amino acids. Gene Ontology annotation, biological process: microtubule-based movement; mitotic spindle organization.